AUGGCGUCUAGAGUAAAUACCAGUUUCACUUUGAUUCCUAACCAGAAAUAUAGACGUAGUAAUCGUCGAUCCAGCUAUUUUUCCAACACCUUUGACCCAGAUUCUCAGCCCUUAUCAACGCUUGGAAAUUUUAAAGCCUUGCCAUUGGAAAUGUUCCAAAUAAUUCUAAAAUAUUUGUCAGUGAAGGAUAUCAGCAUGCUAAGCAUGGUGUCCAAAACAGUCAGCCAACACGUUAUUAAUUAUAUCUCAACCUCAGCAGGAAGCAAAAGACUUUUACUACAGGAUUUUCAUGACCUUGAGCUGCCUGACAGAGAAGACACCACUAUGUUGGAACACUACAGAUCUCUAGGUCUGCUAUUUAAAAGAUGUACGUUGCUGCUACCCACAAAGGAAAGACUAAAGUACAUUCACAAGAUACUUGCAGAUGUUUCCUGUUUUAAAUUCAAUGGAUGUGCAGCUCCUUUGCAAUGUGUAGGAUUAUUAUGUUAUGGCAUAUUUUUACAGACCUUAACAGCAGGUUGGGAUGAACUCGAGUGCCAUCGUGUUUAUAAUUUCUUAUGUGAGCUGACUCAUCUGUCCCGUAAGAUGCAGACAGUUGUCUGCAGCAAACCAGGAAGCGCCCGAAAACUGGAAUUAAGGAUCAGACUUUUCUGUAGGAAUGUACUGCUUGAUCAUUGGACCCAUCGAAGUGAUUCUGCAUUUUGGUUGACACGUAUAUUGAAACCGUGGCCAAUGGUGAAUCAGGCAAGAUUACUGUAUAUCAUCUUCGGACCUGUAUCUCCUCAAGAUGGACAGGUGGUUUGGCAGAAAAUGAUAGAAGGACCUACAGAUGAAUCCUGCCUGAAAAGUUUGGCUGAUGCCAUUAAAUUGCUAUAUGACACAAGCACCAAAGAAUGGACAGCAGAUGAUGUUAUCAGUCUUGUAGAUGAACUAUCAGUGGUUCCUCGUGAGUGGCUUCUGGAGAAUAAUGCACGUCUCCUAAUCCUAAGUGGGAACAAUAUCUGUUUCACUUUCAUGGCUAGUAAAGCUGUGAAUGGACGCACCAUUGAACUGGCAAGGCUGAUAGUCUUUUUGGCUUUGGUGUGUGAGAAAGAGCUAUACUCCAUGGACUGGGCAGUUAAAAUGAUGCAAAAAGUCUGUAAAGUCUUCAGCACUCCAGUGGAAAGAAAUAACUUCCUGCAGAGUGUGGCAAAUGCGUUUGCAUGUGCUAUAAUGGAAAUGCUACAGUCUGUUAUGUCUGGAGAUGGUGAUGACGACGACAGAAGCUUUAUGAAUUUAUUCCAUCUUGUGCAGGCUCAGGCUAGCUUCCAUAAAGAGGUCCUGUAUUUGACCAUGAAUGUUCUCUCUUCCUAA
Budorcas taxicolor (takin) is the source of this 1353-nucleotide messenger RNA. RefSeq names its product F-box protein 47 (gene FBXO47). Bases 1 to 1353 code for a protein of 450 amino acids. Gene Ontology annotation, molecular function: protein binding. The transcript has 10 exons. NCBI's taxonomy places the organism in Eukaryota, Metazoa, Chordata, Mammalia, Artiodactyla, Bovidae. The record is from RefSeq and is a predicted model, not a curated record.